ACAACAUGUCGGUGGCGUUUCCCUCUGCGCGUCCUCGGACCAAAGGGGAGGUGACCCCGCAGAGCAUUCAGAAGAUGCUGGAUGAAAACCAUCACCUCAUACAGUGUAUCAUGGACUACCAAAGCAAAGGAAAAACAGCUGAAUGCACACAAUAUCAGCAAAUCCUGCACAGAAACCUCGUCUACUUGGCCACGAUAGCAGAUUCGAACCAGAACAUGCAGUCGCUUUUACCCGCACCUCCCACUCACAACAUGGGAAUGGGCCCGAGCAGCGGACACACUUCAGGGAACGACAACAUGACGUCAGGACUGACCCCCACGACCAUCAUGCAGACCAAUGUUCCCAUGAUGCACCAGGCGGGGGCGCCUCAUUACUCCUCCGCCCAGAUGGGGGCGCAGCUCUAUCAGGGACAGGGCGCGAUGGGACAGAGUCAGAGCAACAACAUGAUGUCCCAGAGGCCACUGGGGUCGUACCGCAGCUCACAGCCAGGGUCUACACAGCGGCACAUGGGCGAGGACCACGGAGAGCAGUAUGGGCACACUCAGAGCGGGGCCAUAAACCCGCAGUAUUACCCAGAUGGUCACGGGGAGUACUCCUAUCAACAGACCUCAUACGGAGAGCAAUACGAGCGGAGUUUUGAUGAAUCCUCACAACAUUAUUAUGAAGGUAACUCUCAGUACAGUCAGACACAGGGUCAGUAUCAGCAGGGCUCGGGUCAGCAGGCCUUCGGACAGCAGCAGUACUCCUCCCAACCAGGCUACGGCGCUCCACCUCAAGGAUACGGUCCAGGCCAGGGCAGUUCUUCUCAGUAUCCUCAUUAUCAACAGGGUCAGGGUCAGUACGGGUCAUACCGCUCGUCCCAGGGCGGCGGACAGGCCCAGCGACCAUACUCCUACGAACAGGGUCAGUACGGAAACUAUCAGCAAUAAAACCUGCUGCUGAAACGUGAGACUGUGUCGACCUGAACUGUGGAAACGUCAGCUCAUGUACAAGUACUAUAGUAGUUUUUGAUAUUUUUUACAUUUAAACUUGAGUUAGUUUAGUCUUCUGUUUGGAGACGCACUGUUUAAAUAUAAAUACACUAAAGUAAUGAUCUUUAGUAGACUGUGAGAUCUCUAGUUCAUGUUUAAAAGUACAAAACAGAUACUCACUUAUGUAACCGCGCAUCAUCGUAGUACAGGUUAUGUCCUUUUACUGCAGGGGUCACACGGCACAUUACUCCAGAUGCCAUUCCGUUUCCAGGUCAUUUUGUUUGCACUUUAUUUCCCAGUGACAGUGCACGUUUGUAUCUACAACGUUUGUAGCUCUGACUCAUGUAAUUCACCCUGUACAGCCUUUUUUUUAUUCAUUUAUUUAUUAUUUUUUGAUGAGAAAGCCAAAGUAACACAGGAACAAGCACUCGACGCCUCAGUUUUUCCAACGAGUGCGACGCAUUUUCCUCCCCGUCUCGCAGUUUAUUAGAACACAACUGUUUCUGUGAGUCUGAAGUAGCGUCCCGACAGUGCAGUAUCGCAGACUGUGUCCUGCCUCUGGGCCUACGUCAGUUUACCUCAGACAAAACUCACAUCUGCAGACGGAAUUCAGACUCAUCAGGAAACGACAGCUCCUACCUGACACUGACAGCGACAAUCACAGGCUGCAUUUGAUGUGACAAACUGUUCGAGCAUUUUACCGCGUGUUCAAGUGUUUUAUCGUCAAGUCUCU
Molecule: messenger RNA, 1704 nt
Organism: Periophthalmus magnuspinnatus
Lineage: Eukaryota; Metazoa; Chordata; Actinopteri; Gobiiformes; Gobiidae
Product: calcium-responsive transactivator-like
Exons: 10
Coding region: 6-929 (307 amino acids)
Biological process (GO): positive regulation of transcription by RNA polymerase II
Cellular component (GO): nucleus
Molecular function (GO): transcription coactivator activity
Source: RefSeq, a predicted model, not a curated record